ACACAUGAGAGCACACGACCGCGAGCUAAAUUAAAAAAGUAAUUUAAAAACAAACCGCACGCAUUCAAGUGUUUUUUUUUUCUAGUCUGUGGCGUUUUUCACGUUUGGAUGUGGAACUUUUUGGCGCGUAACAAGCAGGUGGCAGCGAUGCUGGGCGUUUUGGCUUUGGCGGCCGUGGUAGUGGUAGUAUUGACUACGAAAGGUGCCAGCUCUAAUGUGGUGGAAAAGGGACCGGAGGAAGCAGAGGAUGUUAGUGAUGAUCCGUAUAUUUUUUCUACUCAUAGCCUCCCAUCAGAAGACCGCUUCAUGCCCUCCAUAGGCAACGGGCACAUAGCCACCAACAUAUUCUCCAACACUGUCUACCUCAACGGCUUAUACAACGGGCACAAAGGGGAAAGCCACCGAGCCAGGAUCCCCGCUUGGGCGAACGUACGACUCAACUCGACGCUAACUCAUAAACCGUUCGCCCCAGUUUACAGUUUGAAUACGAGAGAUGGCGUGUUCACUGUUAGAGUGGAUAGGGACCGGUCUGUGGUGACGCAGAGGAUUUUUGCGCAUAGAUUCUAUAAUAGAGCUAUUGUUAAUCAGAUUGAGGUUACAUCUAAGACGUAUGCCGAUCCAAACCUCACCCACCGCGACAUAUGGAUUGCCGUGAAACUAAUGCCAGGCGCCGAAACAAGUGACGACAUAAAUUUCGAGUCACCCGUGCCCGAGGUGUUCCACGGACGAACCAUUAAGUCUAGCUGCGGGAAGACUAGGGAGUCAGAAGAUUUAGAGUAUCAGCCGUUACCUGUGAAUGUGUGUGUGUAUUGGACUUCGGUGCCGGACCAUUUGGUUGUGCCACAGCAUGGGUCUAAGGUGUUCACGUUCGCGAUGACUGUGGAUAAGAAUAGGACUGUGGCUAGAGAGGAGCUGUUUAAAGUAUUACAGGAGGACUCGAAAGUGCUGUACCAGAGGCACGUUGAUGCGUGGCACGCGCUCUACGCACAAGCGGGAAUGGAUAUCGAAGGCAACUUACAACUGUCGAAGAUAGUAAGCGGCAUCUGGUACUAUUUCCUGAGCGCGCUACCGUCUGAGUCCACCAGCCAUCCACAAGAUCGGUUCUUCGGUCUCAGUCCCACUGGCCUUUCCCGAGGCGGCACAUUUGAAGACUACGAAGGUCACAACUUCUGGGACACAGAAACGUGGAUGUUCCCAACGAUCCUUCUUCUUUAUCCAAGAUAUGCGAACCUGUUGCUGCAGUACCGCUUGGAUACAGCGCCGGUAGCUGAGCGUCUUGCACAAGAAACUGGUCACAAGGGUUACAGAUAUCCGUGGGAGAGCGCGUACACAGGCAUGGAAGUGACGCAGCCAUGCUGCCCCGCAGUGGCAGAGUAUGAGCAGCACGUUUCAGGGUGUAUCGCCUUCGCGGCACGACAGUACCUGGCUGUCACACGGGACGAGCAUUGGUUGAAGCAUGGCGGUUGCGACAUCGUGACCCGCAUCGCAGACUUCUGGGCAUCCCGGGCUGUGAUCAACUUUACCACGGGCCUCUUUGAUAUUUCAAAUGUGAUGGGACCAGAUGAAGAUCACGCUGACGUCAGAAAUUCGGUCUUCACUAAUGUCGUAGCUGGUUACUCACUUUAUUUAGCUCAAUAUGUUUCUUGUCUCUGCAAGUCCUACUUCAUCACAGACCAUGCAGAACAGUGGGCAGACAUCGCCUGGAGCCUGGCCCUGCCGUUCGAUCCCGAACACGACUAUCAUCCACAAUACGAGGGUUACAGAAGAGGACAAACUAUUAAACAGGCAGACGCUGUGCUGCUGGGAUUCCCGCUCCAAUAUCCUAUGAACAGAAGGACACGAGCAAACGACCUCUCAUACUACGAAUCGGUGACGCGAGAGAGUGGUCCGGCGAUGACUUGGAGCAUGCACGCGAUUGGUCUGUUGCGACAAGGUGAUGCAGGGAAGGCUGCGAGCAUGUUCAACAAGAGCUAUGAAGAUUACGUACGAGAGCCCUUCAAGGUGUGGAGUGAGAACCGUCGACCCAACAUCGGCGCGACCAACUUCUUCACGGGCAUGGGAGGUUUUCUGCAGACGCUCGCGUUUGGGUACGGCGGUGUCAGCAUACACCUCGAUCGACUCCUCAUUGAUAGGCCUCAGCUGCCAGCUGAUGCUACGAGAUUAAGGAUAAGAGGUCUUAAGUACCUCGGCGCCAACCUGACCCUAGACAUACAAGAGUCGCAGACGACAUUGUUCGUUGCUUCCGUCGAUGACAACUGGCCACUCAAAUACGAGGAUGGGAAGAACGAAAUAGCAUUAGCAGCGAAAAUGACAUUAACCUUAUCGGGAGAAGGUCCAUUCACAAUCCGCUCCGUUCCCUGGAAAGACUGCAAGCUGCCGGAUGACGUCAUCGGAAGAAGCCACCUGAGACCAUAGACUAGAUUAGGAUAUUUUAAUAUAGUGUAAGGCAGACAGUUUUAAAAAUUCAUAAUCUUAAAAAAGAUGUGUAUGCAACCUGUCAGUUCAAACUUACUUAAGAAUUUUAAGAUUGAAUACAAAUCUUUUUUUAAGAUUAUGAAUUUUUAAGACUGUCUGUGGCGUGCCUAAGGGGCAAAUUUGUAUAGGGGACACAAGAAAGCCGUACCUGAGGAGAUCUAAUAAAAUAUUUUACACUGAGAUAAAUUUGCAUUGUGAAUUUAACAAGUUCGACUUGUUACGGGUUUAUCUGUUUGAAACAAGUCUUUUAGUAAACGGAAUAAAUCACAAUACUGAUGAUACAAGUAGAAUUUGUACGAACAACAAGAUCAAACUUGUUAAAAUAUACUUGAUUGAAUCAGCCAAAUAUGUGUCAUGUUGCUUUUAUAAAAUCAACUUGUUGACUCAAAUGACAAGUAACUUGUAGAAUGUACUAGUUACACUUAACAAAAUCUAACUUGUUGUUUGAACCAAAGAACACGUAGGCGCAAACAAAAAACUUGUUAAACGAACGAAUAAACAACGAACUGGCUGUUUUUUCUUUCUCAGUGUACCAGCACCAGCAGUUCAGACAAGCAAGCUGGCCGUCCCUAUCGCACUUACAAAAUAGUGCGAUAGGGACGGCCAGAUGUUUUAACAUUUACAUUUUCCUGCCUGAACUAUGUGGUUGAAACAGACAGCUGUUCAAUCCAACUGCACCUGUUUGGUAAGUUGCAGUUAGGUUGGCGUUUGUAUCAGGCCAAACAGAAAAAAGACCGCCAAGAUAGUGCCUAUUCCCUAAUGUAUCUGUAAUGAAAACUGUUAGUAAGUUAGGUACCUACUUUUGUAUGUCAGACACUGGUCCCACCGCGAGCUAGCUAGUGUAAAUAAAAGACACACAGCGAUGUUUAUAGUUACUCGCCCAGCGGUGAGCUAUCAAUA
This is a messenger RNA of Leguminivora glycinivorella, 3375 nucleotides long. Its product is annotated as protein-glucosylgalactosylhydroxylysine glucosidase. The record is from RefSeq and is a predicted model, not a curated record. Bases 109 to 2415 code for a protein of 768 amino acids. Gene Ontology annotation, biological process: carbohydrate metabolic process. Gene Ontology annotation, molecular function: catalytic activity. Lineage: Eukaryota; Metazoa; Arthropoda; Insecta; Lepidoptera; Tortricidae. The transcript has 14 exons.